Molecule: messenger RNA, 1893 nt
Organism: Auanema sp. JU1783
Lineage: Eukaryota; Metazoa; Nematoda; Chromadorea; Rhabditida; Rhabditidae
Source: the annotation of a GenBank genome assembly
AUGACUGAUGAGAAUGUGGAUGUAAAGGAUACUUUGUCUCGUUUAAGAGAAAAACGUAGACGCCUUCAAGAGGAAGAGGAAAGAGAACGCCGUGAUGGAUUGAAUAUAUCGUCGGGAGAUGACGAUAAUUACGACGAAUGCUUUCUAUCAGCUGCUCAGAAAAGGAGGGAAAAGUUAACACGUAGAGCUCUGCUAAAGCAGGUGUUAAUACCGAACACUUCACAAAAGGAAGAUUUUGGAGAGCUGAAACGUAAAAGAGAAGAAGAGCGAAAAGUAGAAGAAUCGAAGAAAAGUUUGUUAGAACGUCACGCAGAACAGAAAGAACACGCUAAUGAUGUUGAUCCUAUGGAGAAGCAGCGUAAAGAAGAGGAAGAUAUCCUCAACAAUGUAACUUCUACUGCUUUGAUGGCAGUUUCUGAAAUUGCCAAAGGUGUUCAAUACAAAAGUUCAUUCCGUACAGGUUGGAAGCCUCCUACUCACAUUCGACAACAGACAGAGCAUGACCAUGAUCAGUUCAGGAAACGACGUGGUAUAUCAGUUGAAGGAGAGAACAUCCCACCACCUAUUGGUAGUUUUCUAGAAAUGAGGUUCCCUCGAGCAAUUGUCAGUGCUUUAAAAGGAAAAAAUAUUAAAACACCAACUGCAAUUCAAGUUCAAGGAAUUCCAGUAGGACUUAGCGGAAGAGAUAUGAUCGGAAUCGCUUCCACAGGUUCCGGUAAAACCCUUACUUUCGUUCUACCACUGGUGAUGUUCUGCUUAGAACAAGAGAAGGCUAUUCCUUUCGAGAGAGGAGAGGGGCCUUAUGGUUUGAUUAUUGUUCCAUCCAGAGAAUUGGCUAAGCAGAUUUAUGACGUUAUCUGUGAUAUCUUCGAAGGUCUGGAAGAGGACCGACUGCCUUCUCUCCGUUGUGGGUUAUGCAUAGGAGGUAUUCCUAUUGGUGAACAAGCACGAGCUUUCAAAGAUGGAGUUCACAUCUGUGUCGCAACUCCAGGACGUCUUUCUGAUAUGUUAACAAAAAAGAUUUUCAACUUACAGAUUUGUAGAUACUUAGUUCUUGAUGAAGCUGAUCGUAUGUUAGACAUGGGUUUCGAAGAUGAAAUCAAGUCCAUUUUCUCAUUUUUCAAAGACCAAAGACAAACACUUCUUUUCUCCGCCACUAUGCCAAAGAAAAUUCAGAAUUUCGCGAAAUCAGCUCUAGUCAGGCCUGUUGUUGUAAACGUGGGAAGAGCAGGAGCAGCUUCUUUGAACGUUCUUCAAGAAAUCGAAUAUGCACGUGGAGAAGAUAAACUGACCAGGAUAUUAGAUUGUCUGCAGAAAACAGCUCCUAAAGUUUUGAUUUUCGCUGAGAAAAAAACUGAUGUCGACAGUAUUUAUGAAUAUCUCCUUGUAAAAGGAGUGGAAGUCGUCGCUUUGCAUGGUGGUAAAGAUCAAAAGGAUCGUCAUGCUGGAGUAGAUGCAUUCAGAAAGGGAGAGAAAGAUGUGUUGGUAGCUACUGAUGUUGCUUCUAAAGGUCUCGAUUUCCAAGGAAUUGAACAUGUAAUUAACUAUGAUAUGCCGGAAGAUAUUGAAAACUACGUUCACAGAAUCGGUCGUACUGGUAGAAGUGGAAGACGAGGUGUUGCAACGACAUUCGUCAACCGUAAAUCUGAUCUCUCUGUUCUGCAAGACUUGAAGCAGCUUCUCGUGGAAGCCGGUCAAGAAUUACCAGCCUUCUUACGAGAAAUGGCCGGCGAUAGUGAUGAUAUCAAGGAAACUACGAGUUCUGGAGAUGUGGGAUGUGCCUAUUGUUCUGGAUUGGGUCAUAGAAUUACGAAUUGUCCUAAAUUGGCAGGAAUUCAAAAUAAGGCUGUCCAAACUUUGGUUCGGGCUGGUGCCGACGAUGGAAACUAUUGA